UUACGUUAAAGUAAUCUAUAGGUUAUAAUCACGUAAAUAGCUGGUUAAAUUAUUUUGGCUAUUUUCCAUUACUGAGAUUUUCAAAUAUCGUCAUAUUCUGUCACCACCACAUCAUAUGCAUCAACAAGUCUCUAUUAAACAUUAAAGAGUAUUUUUACUAUCAGAGCUGAACAAGUUGAUUAUUAUUAAGACAUUGAUAUCUAUAUUGACAUAUUGACAUAAUUUCAAUUAUGGAUACAAAUAUUUCAACUUCAAGUAUUAAAAGUCAUAGUAAAUACUUUUGUAACAAAGAGUCACCUUAUUAUGAUCGGAAAACAUGUGAGUUGCUGAGUAAUAAUGCUGAAAAAUAUAAUAUGAGCAUUUUUGUGAGAGACUUAACUGUUCUUCCAAGUGAUUUAUUCGAUGGACUCGAGAAUCUUCAACUUAAGGAAUUAUAUAUCAACUGGAAUAAGAUGACAACACUGCCAAAAGAUAUCUUUAAACCUCUUGAUGAUCUUCGUACGUUACAAAUAAUGUUCACUGAACUGAAAUAUCUAGAGUCAAGUAUUUUCUAUGAUUUAUUGCAACUUGAAGAACUUAAUCUCAAUAACAACAAACUGACAGCAUUAUCAAAAGAUAUAUUCAAUGGUCUACAAGAUCUACGUGUCCUACGUUUAAAUUCAAACCAACUAAGUUACCUUGAGCCAGGUAUUUUUGAUGAUUUAUUAAGCCUAAAUAGUCUUUAUAUCAAUCAAAACAAUCUCACAUUUUUAUCAAAAGAUAUAUUUAGUAGUUUAAAACAGCUUUGCAGUCUUGAUUUAGGCUCGAACAAACUACAAAAUCUCGAGUCAGGUUGUUUCGAUGGUUUAUCAAAACUUGAGCGGCUUUAUAUCAAAAACAACAGUCUGACAACAUUAGCCAAAGAUAUAUUUAAAGAUCUUAAAAAUGUUAAGGAACUAAAUUUAAAUUCAAACAAUCUACACAAUCUUGAGGUAGGUUGCUUCAAUGGUUUAUCACGACUUGAGAAGCUCUAUAUUAAGAAAAAUAGUUUGACAACAUUAUCCAAAAAUGUAUUUAUUGGUCUUGAAAAUCUUGAGACACUAGAUUUGGAAUCAAACAAACUACAAAAUCUCGAGUCAGGUUGUUUCAAUGGUUUAUCAAAAGUUGAGCAACUUGAUAUCAGCAACCACAGCCUGACAACAUUAUCCAAAGGUGUAUUCGUUGGUCUUGAAAAUCUUAGGAGACUAGAUUUGGAAUCAAACAAAUUACAAAAUCUCAAGUCAGGUUGUUUCGAUGGUUUAUCACAACUUGAGCUGCUUGAUAUCAGCGACAACAAUCUGACAACACUAUCCAAAGGUAUAUUUAGUGGUCUUGAAAAUCUUGAGACACUAGAUUUGGAAUCAAACAAACUACAAAAUCUCGAGUCAGGUUGUUUCGUAGGUUUAUCACAUCUUGAAUGGCUCAGUAUCAAAUAUAACAGUCUGACAACAUUAUCUAAGGGUGUAUUUAAUGGUCUUGAAAAUCUUGGGAAACUAUUCUUCUAUUCAAACAAACUACAAAAUCUCGAGUCAGGUUGUUUCGAUGGUUUAUCACAACUUGAGCUGCUUGAUAUCAGCGACAACAAUCUGACAACAUUAUCCAAAGGUAUAUUUAGUGGUCUUGAAAAUCUUGGGAAACUAUUCUUCCAUUCAAACAAACUACAAAAUUUCGAGUCAGGUUGUUUCGAUGGUUUAUCACAACUUGAGCUGCUUUUUAUCAGCGACAACAAUCUGACAACAUUAUCCAAAGGUAUAUUUAGUGGUCUUGAAAAUCUUGGGAAACUAUUCUUCCAUUCAAACAAACUACAAAAUCUCGAGUCAGGUUGUUUCGUAGGUUUAUCACAUCUUGAAUGGCUCAGUAUCAAAUAUAACAGUCUGACAACAUUAUCUAAGGGUGUAUUUAAUGGUCUUGAAAAUCUUAAGACACUAGAAUUGAUAUCAAACGACCUACAAAUUCUCGAGUCAGGUUGUUUCGAUGGUUUAUCAAAUCUUAGGUGGCUCAGUGUCGAAAACAACAACAAUCUGCACAAUCUUGAAUCAGGUUGUUUCGAUGGUUUACCACGACUUGAGGAGCUUCAUAUCAGCAACAACAGUCUGACAACAUUAGCCAAAGAUAUAUUUAAUGGUCUUAAAAAUGUUGAGGAACUAUAUUUGAAUUCAAAUAAACUCCAAAAUCUCGAGUCAGGUUGUUUCGAUGGCCUAACAAAACUUGAUACUCUUAGUAUCAGCGAAAACAAUCUCACAACUUUAUCAAGUGAUAUAUUUGGGAGUUUAAAAGAGCUUCGUCAUCUUGACUUAGAUUCCAACAAACUAAUAAAUCUUGAGGCAGGUUGUUUCAACGGUUUAUCGCAACUUAUUUCGCUCGACAUGAGCAGCAACAGUUUGACAACUUUAUCGAAAGAUAUAUUUUGUAAUUUAGAAAAUCUUCGUCGUCUCUAUUUACAUUUAAACAAACUGCACAAUUUCGAGUCAGCUUGCUUCAAUGGUUUAUUACGACUUGAGGAGCUUAAUAUUGGCAAUAACAGUCUGACAACAUUGUCCAACGGUGUAUUCAAUAGUCUUGGAAAUCUGCAAAUACUACAUUUGGAUUCAAACAAACUGCAAAAUCUUGAGGCAGGUUGUUUCGUUGGUUUAUCACAACUUCAGAAACUUUAUCUCAGCAGCAACAAACUGAAAACUUUAUCAAAAAAUAUUUUUAAUGGUUUACAUAGUCUCCGUAUUCUAAAUUUAAAUUCGAAUGGACUACAAAUCCUUAAGUUUGGUAUUUUCAAUGGUUUAUCACAACUUGAAGAACUUGAUAUCACUAAAAAUGAAUUGACCAAUUUAUCAAAGGGUAUUUUUAAUGGUCUCUCAAAAUCUUUAUCAUCUCGAUUACGUUAUCAAUUAACUAAAUAAUUUUGAAAUACAAAUAUUCAUAUUAAGUAUAACUAAUGGUUUGUAAUUAAUAUUGAAUUCGUACUUAUACUUUUUUGUUUAUUAUGUAUUGUAUACCUGAAAAACUAGAUCUGUUGAAGACCCUACUAGUGAUUAAAUAAAUAAAUGAAUAAGUAAAUAAAUUGAAUAAACAAAAAAUAAUAAUGGAAUAAGU
Aphidius gifuensis is the source of this 3105-nucleotide messenger RNA. RefSeq names its product insulin-like growth factor-binding protein complex acid labile subunit. Bases 231 to 2912 code for a protein of 893 amino acids. Gene Ontology annotation, molecular function: protein binding. The record is from RefSeq and is a predicted model, not a curated record. NCBI's taxonomy places the organism in Eukaryota, Metazoa, Arthropoda, Insecta, Hymenoptera, Braconidae. The transcript is spliced from 3 exons.